Messenger RNA from Rhineura floridana, 2419 nucleotides. RefSeq names its product zinc finger protein 397-like. The record is from RefSeq and is a predicted model, not a curated record. Gene Ontology annotation, biological process: regulation of transcription by RNA polymerase II. The transcript has 4 exons. Gene Ontology annotation, molecular function: DNA-binding transcription factor activity, RNA polymerase II-specific; RNA polymerase II cis-regulatory region sequence-specific DNA binding. Lineage: Eukaryota; Metazoa; Chordata; Lepidosauria; Squamata; Rhineuridae. Bases 257 to 1942 code for a protein of 561 amino acids.
UCUUUCUCCCUCCCCCCGGAAACUGCACUUUUUAUUUUGUAAUGUAUUUUGGGGGAUAAUUUUCUUCCUUUGCGAUGAUUGCAAAUCGUGUUUUGUGUUGUGACUGCAGCUCCUGAGUAAGCAGCCUGAUUCUGGAAAAUUGGUUCCUCUCCUGGGCAUCUUCCUCCUCGAUCCACACAGAUAGCUUCUGAGACUGUGAGUGUCCUGCCGGGGCAUUGCUACCAGCCUGAAGGUGGAAGAGCCGCCAGGCCUCAAAAUGGUGGGAGGUUCAGAGGGAGCUGGGGAAAACCCUCACGUCGUUCAGACUGGGAGCCUUGGGAAAUUUCCUAAAAGGACAUCAUCCCAGCAAAAGGUUAAACAGGAACCAGGAGAAGGGAUUCUUCAGUGUUGGGAAGCCCAGUGGCAACAGUUUCUGAAGGAAGUGGAGUCUCCUCACUCGGGGUGGGGGAUCCUACAGUUGCCAGAGGAGCCCAUGCCGUGGGAUGACACAAAGGCCUUCCUGGCCUCCUUUGAGCAAGUGGCUGAAGCCUGCCGGUGGCCCAAAGAGGAGUGGGUGGCCCGACUCCUGCCAGCCCUCAGUGGACAGGCCAAAUGGGCUUUUAGUAGCCUGGAAGCCAGAGACAAAGAAGAUUAUGGGAAGGUGAAGGCAGCCAUCUUGCGCAAGGAUGCCAUCAGCCGGGAGAAGCAGCGGCAACACUUCCGGCGCUUCUGCUACCAGGAGGCCGACGGUCCGCGAGGGGCCUACAGCCGGCUCCAGGAGCUUUGCCAUCGCUGGCUGAAGGUGGAGAGGCACUCCAAAGAGCAGAUCCUGGAGCUGCUGAUCCUGGAGCAGUUCCUGACCAUCUUGCCGUCAGAGAUCCAGAGCUGGGUCGGGGAAUGUGGCCCGGAUAGCUGUUCCCAAGCAGUAGCCCUGGCUGAAGAUUUUCUACGGAGACAGCAGGAAACGGAGAGAUGGGGACAACAGAAGGAGCUACUACCAAGCGAGGGCGUAGCUGUUGGUUUCCCAGGAACAGAGCAGACUUCGUUGUAUCCAGGCCACAUUCAGACAAACAGAGAAGCAAAGGAGGAGAGCGAUUGUGGCAUCAGCCUGCUGGGUAUUGAUUACAGGCAAGUGAAUGAGCAUGACGGUAGAAGUAAUCUACAGGCAAGACCUGAGCAAGUAGAACCACACUGGGCUUCCCAAAGGAGACACAUUGAGAGCAGUUCCCAGAGUUGUGAGCAGGGCAAAGUCGCUCAGAAUCAGCAUAGACCAAAGAUUCAGCAAGGAAACCACCUCAGGAACAGGUUGGUGGUCUCUGUUUCUUCUGUGUCAAACAGGAAGAUCCUCAGUGAAACCCCACUGAUCCAGACUCAAAAGACAAGCAGUGUGUCUGGGGAGGGCUUCAGACAAGAUUCAGGUGAAAAUGCCCACGUUCAGGAAAGACCCUACCACAAAUGUUCUAUCUGUGGGAAAACCUUUGGUCAGAGUUCGCAUCUUAUUUUUCACCAGAGGACCCACGAUGUGGAGAAGCCAUACAAGUGUACGCAGUGUGGGAGUAGUUUUCACUCGCGCCAAGGUCUUAUUUAUCAUCAACGAAGCCAUGCUGGAGAGAAGCCGUACAAAUGCUCGUUCUGCGGGAAAACCUUCAGCCAGAGUUCGCACCUCCUUGUGCACAAGAGGAGCCACACGGGAGAGAAGCCGUUCAAGUGCCCUGCUUGCGGAAAGUGCUUCAGCCGCAAUUCGCUCCUCACGAUACACGAAAGGACCCAUACGGGGGAGAAGCCUUACAAGUGCUCACAGUGCGGCAGCCGGUUCCAUUCAGGUUCCGGCCUUAUUAAUCAUAAGAGAAUCCACGCGGGAGUGAAACCAUACAAAUGCGCCGAAUGCGGGAGGGAUUUCAUCCGCAAAGCACACCUCACAAGGCAUCAGAGCGUACACAGUGAAGACAAGAGCGGCACCUGAUCUGACCUUUUUUUUAAUGAGGGGUGGGAAGCUUUUUUUGAGAGCUCACUGCUCAUAAGACAGAAGAGAAUCAAGUGUCUUGCUAACCUAUGCAGUUCACAUGAGCUUGGGAAGGGGGAUGUAAAGAAACAUUUUGUACCAAUAGUUCAGUCUUGGUGGUGUACUGGGGAUGGGGGGGGGGAAAUGCAGUCUCUUGCAGACAAUCCUGCACAGAUUCUUAACCCUAGGAAUUUUUAACUAGCUUGCGGUGAAGCUAGUAUGGGAGUUUUGGGGACAGUGGGCACAUUUGGAAUUUUGAGAAAGUGCUGUGGACACCACUCACAAAAUGGCUGUUGUGGGGUGUAAAUGACUGUCGCAUCUAAAAGAGCAGGACCAUAACAUGAUGUAGGCCAUGCCCCUCUCCCAACGAACUCCUCCAGCAAUGGGAAAAAGCCCCUAACAUUGGCCACCACCACUUGCUCACAGAGCGAGAAGCUC